Bipolaris maydis ATCC 48331 is the source of this 345-nucleotide messenger RNA. The record is from RefSeq and is a predicted model, not a curated record. Lineage: Eukaryota; Fungi; Ascomycota; Dothideomycetes; Pleosporales; Pleosporaceae.
AAAAAAAAGUACAAAACAUACAACAGCGGGGAUUCGCCAGUGGUCACCCGCCUGACUACUAGUCCGCCGGUCGAAAGCUUAACGUGCGGAGAACAAACGAGAUCCAGUGGUCGUAUGUGGAAGAAUGCUGAAAAUUUGAAGUUCAGAGACUCGGUUCCAAGAGCACAAAAGGGAAACGAAUGGAGCAAAAGGCUUCUAAUACACACGAAAAGAUCAAGAAUAGACGGAGAUGAGCAUAAGGUCGUCUACUGUGCAAGGGAUAAGGGGCGUAGGAUUGUUGUGGCAGAUCUAGUCUUGUUCAUUAGAAACACAUGGACUGUUUCGGAUGCGCGGACGGAAUGUUGA